Molecule: messenger RNA, 1767 nt
Organism: Owenia fusiformis
Lineage: Eukaryota; Metazoa; Annelida; Polychaeta; Sabellida; Oweniidae
Source: the annotation of a GenBank genome assembly
UGUCUGCCUAGGGGGGGGGGCAUACUUUCGGGACACCCUGUAUAUUCGUUAUCAACGAUAUCGUUGAAAAAAAAUAAGUACUAUGAAGUAUGGACCUCGUUUAGGAGUAAACAAAAUGUUUCUUAAUCGUAAGCCGAAAUGUGCAGUACUUCAAUGUGUACUCAUACUCACGAGUAUACUAUUUCUUGGAUUCGUUCUAAUCAAAUCGCAGUUCAAUCUUGCUUCGACGGAUAAAAACAUUCCGGCAAAGAAUAAGAUUGGAUUUGAAAAUAACGGACGCCAUUUGUACAAAAGAAGUGGACUUAGAGUUAACUUUGAAACAAAUAACUUGGACCUGAGGAUAAUAGUGAUAACCUAUAAUCGUCCCAUGUCAAUGCUUCGAUGCCUUAACUCUCUAAAUGACGUUGAUUAUGUUGGUCAUCGGGUCAAGUUAGAUAUAUUCAUAGACCGAUCGUCGGAAUCUAAAAAAGUUGACCAAGAGACAUAUUCGAUUGCGAAGGCGUUUUCUUUUUUGCAUGGCGAGAAGACGGUGAAUGUUCACAAAAAGAACGUUGGGUUGUAUGGACAGUGGCUGGACACAUGGCGACCAACAGAAGACAAUAAAGAGAUUGCGGUUAUAUUGGAGGACGAUAUGACGGUCAGUCCAUACUUCUAUAAAUGGCUCCGAGCUGCGCAUGCGCACUAUGAUACAAGGGCUGAUGUGAGCGGUUAUGCUCUUGCUAACGUUUAUCAACUAGCAGCAGCGCCAGGUGGUAUCGUCGUUCCUCUCAAUUACACAGCAUAUAUGUAUGCCAUCCUUGGAUCAUGGGGAUUUUCACCCCACAGGGACAGGUGGCAAGAAUUCCUUGUGUGGUAUGAUUCAGCGUCUACCAACGCAUCCUUUAACCCAUACGUGGAAGGCAUUCGUCACACGGAAUGGUAUAAAUCGUUUCAGAAGACUAACUCUGAAGGAUCGAUGUGGACAAUGUGGCAUAUUUAUUUCAGCCAUAUACACAAGUUAUAUUGCGUAUUUCCAAAUUUACCCGAUCGUUACAUGUUCGGCCAAAACCAUCAUGAGGCAGGACUUCACUAUUCAGGCAACGUUAAAGCCGAUCAACUUGACAAACUUGUUUCAAAAUCUAACUGGAACCCCGAUUUUUUGAAAAUGCCCAAGAAUGCAAUCAAAGUAGAUUAUUAUGGUCGCAUAUCAUUCAGAUAAUCACUACCUUACCUUUUACCGUUUAGAAACUAUUUUCCGCUUCUAACCUCCCAUUCCAUGAUUCUAUUUUAAGGUUAUAUUAUGUCGGUGGAUAGGUAUGGAGCAACACCUUCCCUAGGGAUUCUCUCUAACUCUUCAAUCCCCCGAAGCACACAUAACCUCAUCUUAGUAUGACAGUUCACUUACCGAUGGUUCAAGCACUGGAGUAUUGUCAGUUAAAAGCAAUUAUCAAAUGCACGUAUUUACGAAUGUCUAAUUCUACAAAGUUCAUCUGAAAGUAUUAGAGGAAAUUGGGUGUAUUGUUUUUUAUUGUUUUGUGUAUGAAAAAUAUUUUAUAAAGAGAAAUGUAUGAAAUGAUGUUGUCUGUAACAAUUUUUCUAGCGAUGUAUCAAAAUCAUUAUUAAAAUCAAUAAGAUAAGCAUUUGAUAGUUUAUACUGGUCAGUAACUGGGAUAUUUUUGACAGAUACUUUUAAUGUUGUGAACUCAAGUGCAGCCCUUACGUUGAAUAAAAAUUGCUUGUAAAGACGGGCUUGUAUUCAUCACGAUUUUCUAUGUUAAAAUAAAACCA